UGGGAGCUUAGUGGCAUAACUGUUAGUGAUGUUGAUUAGGUGAAUAGCAAUGUUUAAUGAAAUCAGUUUGCAUACACAAUAAUAAAUCAACAUUUCAUCAAACUCGAAAUACUUUUAUAUGUCAAACUACCUAAGACGGUUUAUUGCGUGAAUUCAGUCACUUUUCGCCUUUUGCCCAGUUUUUUGUCUUUUGUCCCUGACCGAAAUUGUUUACCAUAUGUGAAUCAUCUGUUUAUCUGAUAAUCCGAAGUGUCAAACACAAAAAUACAGUGUGAUGUAUUUCUCUUGUUUAUUAAUUUAAAUUUUUUCGCCAUUCAGCAACAGUUUUGAUUUCUUAUUUUAAUCAUAAAGUUAAAAGUCAUAGUAAUUGAAAACUCUGGUUGAUCAAAAACAAGGCAAGAUGGGUGCAGUUAAAGAUCCAAGCUCUGUGAAAAUUGCUGUCAAAAUGGAGAAUAAGAACGCUCUAUUGAUUGAAUUUGAUCAAAUAAGACCAUUAGAUGCCUGGAUUCAGCAAUUUCUCAACAACUGGGGUAUAGAAGGUCCAAGCUCAGAUUACUCCCUUCAAUUUGUUGAUCGAGAAAAUUAUGUUACAGAAAAGAAUCGCAGUGAAAUACGUAAUGGCACUAUUUUAAAUUUAGUGCCAUCGGCUUCAAAAACAGCAUCCACUAUAUUAGAAAGGAUAGAAAAGGCAAGCACUGAUGAAAAGCGGACCAUUUUGAGCUCACUGGUCAAACUGUGCAGUGAUGUUGCUUUUGUUGAAGAAUUUAUUGCUAAAGAAGGUAAAGAAUAUCUUGUUAAAGCAAUCGAGCAUGGAACAAUAAGACCAGAAGAAGGAUUGGGACUAGCUCUUGAAGCAUUUGUUGAGCUUAUGAAUCAUGGUCUAUGCAGUUGGGACUCAUUGGAACCCAAAUUUGUUGCUGUAAUCGCAAACAAUGUCAACUCCGAGAAAUCUUAUGACCCAAAGAUAUUAAUAAACUCACUUGCGAUUCUGGAAAAUUUACUGAUGUCAGGAAGUGCAUUCAAUUCCAUUGUUGAGGCUGAAGUAACUUUACCCAACUUGAUGAAACAUGUAAAGCAAAAUAUGGAAUACCCAUUGAUUCAACAGAAUACGAUUGCUUUGAUAAAUGCACUUCUUCUACGUUCAGACCUAUCAAAGAAAAAAGCUAUCGCCGCUACAUUAAGUUCAAAACAAAUGCGGAAGAUAAUUUUGGAAAAUAUUAUAAAUGUCUCUAGAACGGAUGAUAAUGGUUCUACAAUUGUAUCAUCAUCAAUGGGUUCAACAUCUGCUAUAGGAUCGCUAUCUGGAGGUGGACUAGGAGGAACAUCAUUAAUAUCAACAGCAUCAAACAAUACAACAGCAGGCACUGGAACAGGAGUAACAUCGUCAAUGCUAUCAUCUUCAUCAUCUGUUCAAGUUGGAUCUGAAAUGGCUCAUCAAUUAUACAUAUUGCAAACUUCGUUGAUUAAUUUGCAUGAAGAAAGAAUGCAAGCAAAACCAACAACUAGUGUCAUACUAGAAAGUGAAGCUCGAGAAAAACUGGUUGAAUUGAUGAAGCUCGCUUUUGAAAGUGACCAGGGAUUAAAUAUGGAUAUAAGCUCAAGAGUCGGAGUUGGUAGUAGCGGCAGUGUUAACUCAGGAGGAUCUGGUGGGUCUAGUGGAACAAGAAGUAUCAUAUCGUCAUCUACAUUUAAAUCCAAUAGUGCAAAAAACGAUUAUAUUCGACUUGGUUUCACAAAUUAUAAAAAUCCAAUCGAAGAUUUCAAUGAAACACCACCUGGAAUAUUAGCCCUUGACCUGAUGUCUUAUUUCGCUAGGAAUCACACCGAAAAAUACCGUAAUGUUGUAUUGGAAAAUUGUAUGAGAUCGGAUCGUGAGCAUGAAUGUCCUUUCGCUAAAUCAGCAAUUCAAGUAACUAAGUUGAUUGCAGAAUUGUUCAAAAUUGGCGAAGCACCUAGUGAUGAAGGAAAAUUGUUUUAUCCAAUGUUUUUCAACGCUGAUCAUCCAGUUGAAGAAUUUUUCUGUAUUUGUGUUCCAUUGCUAAACAAAACUUGGAAAGAGAUGAAAGCAACAAGUGAAGAUUUUGCUAAAGUUUUUUCUGUAUUGAGACAACAAUUACUCAGAGCACUUUCUGAUCAAGAAGCAAUCAGCUCAUUCGCAAAAUUUGAAGCCAAAACCUCGUCAUUAACCUAUUCAACAAUAAUGAAUUUGUGGCAGAAAGAAAGAAGUAGCAGAGAAGAGUGGGAAAAUAAGGCUCAAGCUAUAUUAGAAUUGCGGGAAAAAUUGAAACCAGAAAUAGUUGAGCUUAUAAAACAACAAAGAUUACAAUAUUUAACCGAAGGCACACAAUUUGUGAAGUAUUCCAACAAAGGUCAAAGGAUCAAAGACAAGUUUUGGUACUGUCGUUUGUCAAAUAAAUUCAAAGUCUUGUAUUACGGUGACUGUGAUGAAAAUAAGAUCCCAUCAAUCGAUGAAUUACCUCAUAAACUUGCAAUCAACGACAUCAAAGAGAUGCUCAUUGGAAAAGAGUGUGCCCAUAUGAAGGAUGCCAAAAGUAGUAAAAAAUCUACAUUCGCGUUAGCUUUUUCCCUUACUUCUGAAUCAUUCCAAGGAGAACCAUUAAAUUUUGUCGCGCCCAGUGAGAAAGUUUUUGAUUAUUGGACUGAUGGAAUAAAUGCUCUUCUUGGCAAUGAAAUGAUAAGCAAAGAAGCACAAAAUGAUCUAGAGACUUUACUCUCAAUGGAAAUCAAAUUACGUUUACUUGACACUGAGGGUGUAACCAUUCCAGAAGUACCACCGAAAAUUCCUGAUCCACCAUCAAAUUAUGAUUUCGCGCUUGUGCAUUGAUAAACUCUGGUCACAUUAUUCAAAAAACAAUGCUUAAUUAACUUUAAUACAUUUUUUAAGAUACUUCCGAAUGAACUAUUCUAAAGUAAAUAAUUUUUUACUUUCAUAAA
Messenger RNA from Tetranychus urticae (two-spotted spider mite), 2955 nucleotides. RefSeq names its product engulfment and cell motility Ced-12 (gene Ced-12). Gene Ontology annotation, cellular component: plasma membrane. Lineage: Eukaryota; Metazoa; Arthropoda; Arachnida; Trombidiformes; Tetranychidae. The record is from RefSeq and is a predicted model, not a curated record. Gene Ontology annotation, biological process: cell motility; actin filament organization.